CCAAUUUUCACUUGUUGGAAAAAUUCAAUUUCUCUCUUUCCGAAGAUGAAACUGCAUUUGGCCGUAUUCUCCAUCACUUGUUGCGUCUGUGCGACAAGCUCCCCAGUUCCUCCUCGUCCGGACCAAGUUGAGCUUCUUUUAGCCUUCAAGAACGAGUUUCCAUCCCGCAGCUGCGACCCUAUCUGGAACACGCUGGAUGUUGUAUACCAUAGUCCAAAUAUAAGCUCUUGGACCAAAGAAGGUGUUUCCUUCGAUGGGGUUGUGUUUGAUAACGCGACAGGUGCGGUUACAGAGCUAAACCUUGGUGGUGCAUGUAUCAGCGGCACCAUCCAGGCUAAUAGUAGCCUCUUCCGACUCCAACACCUCAGGUACCUCCGUCUCUUUAUCAACCACUUUGACUCUUCCCCACUCCCCUCCGGAUUUGGCAGACUCACCAGCUUGGAAUACUUGGAUCUUAGCCAAAAUGGUUUUAUCGGAGAAGUUCCAUCAUCAAUCAGUAACCUAAGCCGCUUAACCUUCUUGGACCUUUCACAUAACAGGCUCACCGGUCGUUUUCCCCAUGUACAUAAUCUAACACUUGUUUCUUCUAUAGACCUUUCUUAUAACCACUUUUCUGGAACCAUUCCUUCUAAUCUAUUCACCACCAUGCUUUCCCUAGAUUAUCUUGAUUUGCGCCAAAACCAUUUUAAAGACCCUCUUGAAAAAAUGACUUCUUCUCCAACCUCUAAGCUUGUGCAUCUAGACAUGGCCCAUAACCUUUUUAGUUCUCGAAUCCUAGAACCUAUCUCAAAGCUACCAAACCUCACACACCUCGACCUAUCUUUUCAAAACACAACAACCUACACGAUCAACUUCGAUUUCUUGCCGUUCAAGUCUCUAGAGUAUAUGGAUCUUUCCGGAAACAGUGUGUCAGUACUUAAUACCUCUUCCACAAAUCUGUCAUUUCUAAUUUUGUCCAACUGCAACCUCACCGAGUUCCCAACGUUUAUAAAGACCUUAAGGAACUUGGAGGGAUUAGACGUUUCCAAGAAUAGGCUUAAAGGAAAAGUGCCUGAAUGGUUAUGGAAACUUCCUUCUUUGGGCCAUGCAAAUCUCUCUCACAACUCCUUCAGUGGUUCGCCAAAAGUGCUCCUUAACUCGUCUCUCUCCGACUUGGAUUUGAGUUCAAACACCUUCCACGGCUCCUUUCCUAUUAUUCCGCACACCAUCAAGGUCAUGGCUGCAUCAAAUAACAAUUUCUCCGGAGGCAUACCUCUUACACUCUGCCAAGCAUCUCAGCUGAGACUCCUCGAUCUAUCACACAACAGUUUCAGUGGGUCAAUCCACCGAUGCUUGACAAAUGUAUCGGUGUUGAAACUCCGUAACAACGGCCUCACCGGGAGACUUCCUGACAUAGAUAACCGUUUAUUAGUAAUACUUGACGUUGGUCACAAUCAAAUAAGUGGGAAGCUUCCAAGGUCUCUUGUAAACUGCACAAGCCUAAAGUUUCUAAAUGUGGAAAGGAAUCGCAUCAGUGACACUUUCCCUUUCUGGCUGAAUGCUUUGCCGCAACUGGAAGUCAUUGUUCUGAGAUCAAACAGAUUCCAUGGUCCCAUAUCUUCACCGGGAAUCUCUCUUUCGUUUACAGCACUGAGUAUAAUGGAUAUAUCACUUAACAACUUCAACGGGAGUCUACCACCAGAUUACUUUGCGAAUUUGAGUGAACCUUUAGUUAAUUCUCCUCCAGUUAAGCGUUGGCCUGAGUACAGAGGAGACUGGCACUACUAUAAAUAUCCGACCGAGCCGUGGUAUUAUCCUUCCAUUUAUUUGAGAAGCAAAGGACGAAACAUGGAGUUGGAAAAGAUCCCAGACAGAUGUGCAGUGAUUGAAUUCUCAGGAAAUAGUUUUGGAGGUCAGAUUCCAGAAUCCAUAGGUUUAUUGAAAUCGCUCAUUGUGCUGGACUUAUCUAACAACGGUUUCACAGGUCGUAUUCCGUCUUCUUUGGCCAAACUCACACAACUCGAGUCAUUGGAUCUAUCUCGAAACCAACUUUCCGGAAGAAUUCCUCAAGAGCUAAGAGUUCUCACGUUCUUGUCGUACUCUAACAUGUCAUAUAACAGACUCACGGGACAAAUACCACAGGGUACACAGAUUGGAGGGCAACCUAAAUCCUCCUUUGAAGGGAAUAUCGAUCUUUGUGGUCUUCCUCUUGAGGAGACUUGUUUCAGGGAAACUACUGGAGCACCAUCAACACCACAGACACAUGAACCAGAACUGAGCAAGCAAGAACAGUUGUUGAACUGGAAAGCAGCUGCAAUAGGAUAUGGACCUGGAGUCUUGUUUGGAGUGGCCAUUGGGCAAGCCUUUGCUACAUAUAAACCGGCCUUGUUCUAUAAGUUGUUUCGCCUUUAAGUUUUGAAUCAUUUCUUUUUUCUUUUGUCGAAUCAUUUGUAUAAUAUCAGAUU
Molecule: messenger RNA, 2444 nt
Organism: Brassica oleracea var. oleracea
Lineage: Eukaryota; Viridiplantae; Streptophyta; Magnoliopsida; Brassicales; Brassicaceae
Product: receptor-like protein 12
Exons: 1
Coding region: 46-2391 (781 amino acids)
Molecular function (GO): protein binding
Source: RefSeq, a predicted model, not a curated record